Tarenaya hassleriana is the source of this 3006-nucleotide messenger RNA. Its product is annotated as zinc finger MYM-type protein 1-like. The record is from RefSeq and is a predicted model, not a curated record. NCBI's taxonomy places the organism in Eukaryota, Viridiplantae, Streptophyta, Magnoliopsida, Brassicales, Cleomaceae. Bases 496 to 2877 code for a protein of 793 amino acids. The transcript is spliced from 3 exons. Gene Ontology annotation, molecular function: protein dimerization activity.
ACGUUCACACACCAGAUGAGGACCAAAUCCAAGCACAUGCCAUGCAUGGGCGGAUGCAUGUGGAGGGGAGUGGGGGCACAGGACCCCACUAAAAAAAUAAAAAAAUACUAAUGUGUUUAUAGUUAUUAAAAAUUUGAGAGAGUGCCCCCGUCAAAUUUUCAUAUAGGCCCCCUCUUAUUUUUUUUUCUUUUUUUAUUAUUUCCUUUUUUAUAAAAAAUUAGGGUAAGAAUGUUUUUAAGUAUCCGCCGCUAUAGUUUUACUUUUUGUUUAAUUUUUUUCAAUUUAAAAUCCUUUUCUAAUUAUACUUUGAUAGGUUUUCUAAUACCAAAUUACUUUGCAAAAACACAAUUAUAAAAAUCGUCAUCUCUAUUGUUUCUCUUUGUUUUCAUCUAUUUUUUAAAUCAUCCAUCUAUUUCUCAAUUCUCUAAAAACAUCCUUAAAUCUGAUACUUAAUCAUAUAAAAAGCAAAGAACAACCAAAUUAAAAGAGAAAUCAAUGGAUAAAUUUCUCAAGAGAAAUUUUGCAUCGAUGUCUCAAGAUAGAGGUAAAGCUUCAAUCGACAAUACAUCAAAUUCUCAGGUUAGACCCUCAAUACCUGAGCAAAUUGAUUUACAUGAUUUGCCUUCGGAUCCGGCUGAUAGAAAAAAAAUAUUAGAGUAUCAUCCUAAUCAAAGAGAUGAGAUACGACGCAAAUAUUUGAUUAGGGGACCUUGUCAACCACGUGGUCAUGACUUUCCAAAGAAGAUGAUAGGGAAUAAAUUGAGACGAUUUAAUCCAGUCUGGUUUGACCAAUACGCUGAUUGGUUAGAGUAUAGUAUAAAGAAAGAUGGAGCAUUUUGUUUGUGCUGUUACUUGUUUAGAGAGCAAAUUGGGAAUGAUGCUUUUCAAAUUGGGAAUGAUGCUUUUGUGACAGAUGGGUUUUCUAGUUGGAAUAAGACCGAGAGAUUGAGCGCUCAUGUGGGUGAUGUUAAUAGUUUUCAUAAUAAUGCACGAAAGAAAUGUGAUGAUUUGAUGAGGCAAGAUCAAUCUAUCGUGCAUGCUAUGCAGAAGCAAAGUGAUAUUAUGAGAAACGAGUAUCGUAUUCGGUUGAAUGCCUCGAUUAGUUCUUCUAGAUUUCUGUUGAAACAAGGGCUACCGUUUCGAGGUCACGAUGAGUCAGAAAAUUCUGAUAAUAAAGGAAAUUUUCUGGAACUUGUGAAGUAUACUGCAGAACAAAAUGAUAUUGUGAGUAAGGUUAUUUUGAAGAAUGCUCCGGGAAAUAGUCAGAUGGUUUCUCCAACAAUACAGAAAGAUAUUGCACAAUGUUUUGCAGAACAAAUAACCCAAGAUAUAAUUCAGGAGAUUGGUCAUGAUGUAUUUGGGUUGCUGGUGGAUGAGUCUAGUGAUGUUUCUGAUAAGGAGCAGAUGGCAGUUGUUUUUCGUUUUGUUGAUAAGAACGGAAUAGUGAAAGAGAGAUUCAUUGAGCUUAUUCAUGUGAAAGAAACAUCUGCUUUAUCUCUGAAGUCUGCUAUUGAUUCCUUGUUUGCUAAAUAUGGAUUGAGCUUAAAACAAGUUAGAGGACAAGGGUACGAUGGAGCAAGCAAUAUGAAAGGAGAAUUUAAUGGAUUGAGAUCAUUGAUUUCAAGAGAAAGUAGAGCAGCAUAUUAUGUCCAUUGUUUCGCUCACCAACUUCAAUUGGUCGUUGUAGCAGUUGCAAAGGAACUCUUUGAUGUUGGAAACUUUUUCGAUAUGAUUUCACUUUUGUUGAGUGUGGUUGGAGGUUCUUGCAAAAGAAAAGACAUGAUUCGAGAAAGCCAUAGAAUAAAAGUGAACGAAGAAAUUAAUAAUGGCGAGAUUAGUACAGGAACUGGGUUGAAUCAAGAUAUUACUUUGCAGAGACCUGGAAAUACUCGUUGGGGGUCCCAUUACAAAACACUGUUGCGCUUGGUUGAGUUGUUUUCUUCUAUCAUUGAGGUGCUAGAGUAUGUUGAGAAUGACGGUACAGAUACAGUUAAAAGACGUCAAGCCUAUGGUCUUCUCAAAUAUUUCCACACAUUUGAUUUUGUGUUCUAUCUACAACUGAUGUUACUCAUUCUAGGACUCACAGAUAAUUUAUCAAUGGCUUUACAGAGAAAAGAUCAAGACAUUUUGAAUGCCAUUUCGUUGGUAAAAUCUACAAAGAGACAGUUACAACAACAAAGAGACGCUGGAUGGAAUUUGCUUUUAGAUAAUGUGUCUUCUUUCUGUGAGAAACACAAUAUUGAAAUAAUCAAUAUGGAGGAAGAUUAUGUGGGUUCAAGGAGGCUAAGGAAAAAACCCAGUAUAAGCAACUUGCAUCACUAUCAGAUAGAUUGUUUCUAUACUGUUAUGGAUUUCCAGCUUCGAGAAUUCAAUGAUCGAUUUGACGAGGUAAAUUCAGAACUGCUCAUCUGUAUGGCAGCUUUGAGUCCUAUUGACUCAUUUCGUGGGUUUAACAUGCCAAAUCUUGUGAAAUUGGCUGGAUUUUAUCCAGAUGACUUCAGUUUUUCGGAGCAAGUAUCUCUUCGACAUGAACUGAGUAUCUACUUCGACAAUCUGAUGGAAGAUGACAGAUUUUCUAAUUUGGUUAAUCUUGGAGAUCUUGCUCGUCUUAUGGUGGAAACAAAGAAACAUCUUUCAUAUCCAUUGGUAUACAGGCUUUUGAAAUUGGCAUUGAUUUUGCCUGUUGCUACCGCGACUGUUGAGAGAUGUUUUUCAUCGAUGAAUUUUGUGAAGACAGCUUUGCGCAACCGGAUUGGUGAUCAAUUUUUGAGUGACUGUUUGGUUUGUUUCAUUGAAAAAGAUAUAUUCCAGACAGUUACAAAUGAAGCUGUUAUGGAUAGAUUUCAAAAAAUGAAGACUCGUAGAAAUCAGUUGUAAAAUAUAAAUAUUUUUAUGAUAAUACAAUUUUAUUAUUUUUUCUAUCAUACAUAAUACUGUGCCCCCGGUAUAAAUUUUUUCUGGAUACGCCACUGAUGCCAUGCCACGGCCUUCACCAUUCUCAUACGC